Fonsecaea monophora is the source of this 1869-nucleotide messenger RNA. RefSeq lists its product as hypothetical. Bases 1 to 1869 code for a protein of 622 amino acids. Gene Ontology annotation, molecular function: transmembrane transporter activity. The record is from RefSeq and is a predicted model, not a curated record. NCBI's taxonomy places the organism in Eukaryota, Fungi, Ascomycota, Eurotiomycetes, Chaetothyriales, Herpotrichiellaceae. Gene Ontology annotation, biological process: transmembrane transport. The transcript is spliced from 5 exons. Gene Ontology annotation, cellular component: membrane.
AUGGCUAGUGACACCACUGCGAACACGAUGAACGAAAAGGUCGACGACGUGAGGGUCGAGGAGGCAUCGUCUUCUCCGAAUGAGCUCUCCGUCUCAGGUCCUCAUCCACACCACGUAGAGCAUGCGCCGGCCGAGUAUAUCAAUGGCAAACCAUACUGGCAGACAAGCCUCUUUCUGGGUUCUUUCUGGGCCAUCGGCCUCGGUGUCCUUGCCUGCUAUGCUGGCUUUGCCAUGCCUGCAAACACCCUCCCGCUGAUCAACGAAGAUAUUGGUCCCAGCGCUGAUAUCAACUGGGUCUCCCUCUGCUGGACAUUAACCGUUGCUAUCGGCUAUACUCUCGUUGGAAGACUCAGCGAUAUCUUUGGGAGGAGGUACUUCUUCAUUGGAGGUGCCGCCCUGGGCUUGAUUGGAAGUAUCGUGGCCGCCACGGCGAAGACGGUGAACCAAUUGAUCGGCGCGACCGUCUUGAUCGGAUUGGCAGCCUCGUCUCAGAUCUCCUUCACCUAUGUGACGGGCGAGCUCGUCCCGGUCAGACAUCGCUUUAUCGUCAAUGGUCUGGUCAACGCCGUCAACAUGCCAAUUGGUGUCUUUGGCCCUGUGAUCGCCCGUGCAUUUAUACUCCAUACUUCAGCGGGCUGGAGAUGGAACUAUUAUCUCACCAUCAUCUUGAACGCGCUGUCCCUCAUUCUAUGGGCUCUGUUCUACUAUCCCCCUGAUUUCGCCCAUCUCCACCGUGUCCGUUCUCGCUGGCAAGAGAUCAAGAGUAUCGACUAUGUCGGCGUCGUUCUCUUCUCGGGAGGAUUGCUGCUGUUCUUGAUGGGUUUGUCGUGGGGAGGAGGACAAUAUCCAUGGAAAUCCGCACAUGUCAUUGCCACGAUAGUCGUUGGAUUCUUGACCCUAGUGGCCUUUGCAGAAAUGUACUCUGGAGUCUACCGGCCCCUGGUGCCGAUGCAUAUCUUCAGGGACUUCCAGUACGAUAUGAUUGUCGUCCUGACGACAGUUGGCGGCAUGAUUUAUUAUUCCAUGACUGGUAGGGCUGUCCCAGAGAUCUCGUCUAGCGAGGAAGCUGACUUCAAAAUAGUGAUUUACCCGGUCAGUCUCGGCGUCUUCUUUUCGAGUGACCCGAUGACGGUUGGCUGGCUUUCCUGCGCCGUGGGCGGCGGGACACUGGCCGGACAAGUCAUUGGCGGCCUCCUCGCGAUGCGUAUCGGCUACAUCAAGUACCAGAUGAUCUUUACGACACUAUUUAUGGCAGCGUUUAUUGGUGGGUUGGCAGCGCAGACGAAAGAUACCCAAGCCCUGUCGAGUGCCUUUGCAACUCUCGGAUCCUUUGGUGUCGGAUACAUCGAGAUCCUCGCGGCCACGGCGGCAACAUUCGUGAUCAAGGACCAGAAACAGAUGGGCACGCCCAACGGCAUCUUUGGCAGCAUCCGGAGUGCCGGUGGCGUCCUCGCAACAACCAUAUACCUGACGAUCCUGACGAACCGCAUGGCGACCAACACGACGAACAUCGUCGUCCCUGCGGUCCUCGAGGCGGGACUCCCACAAUCGUCUCUCGAGCAGUUCUUGACGGCGCUGAACAGCGGGAUUGCUUCAGCAAUUGCCGCCGUGCCGGGGGUCACCGAGAGGAUCAUCCUCGCGGGCUCAAGCGCAUUGCUCGAGUCAUAUACGGACGCGUUUCAAAAGGUGUUCCUGGCCAGCAUCGCAUUUGGCGUGCUCUCGGUCAUGGCCGCGGUAGCCAUCAGGCCGUUCACCAAAGAGGAGCUCGCAGGGACCAUCAUCUUUCAUUUGGGCGAGAACAAGACGCAUCCACCGGCGGCUGGGGUCGUGGAGUCUCAGGAGGAUGAGAAUGAGGCGCCUCUUGAUUGA